UGUAGUGCAGAAAUAGUGAAUGCAGAUCAAUUUCUACGUCAAGAAAUUUUCAUUCAUUGAUCUCAGAGAAAAUAAAUCACAGAGAGGAAUUCCACGAAGAGACUUUUAAGGAGAAUGCAGCAAUAAUUCCUCGAUAGUGACUGUCUGGCGUGUGAAAUGUUUAAUUUGGUGUAUAUUGUGCGAAUUAAUUAAAUAUAAUCAGUGAAUCACCUGUUCGGAUCACCUGUUUUACCUUAAACAGCCAAACAGGUGCUCUAAAAGCGUCACUAUUCUUUAAAAUGUUUUAUCAACACCUCAAAAAUAAUAACAAGUGACAUUAUUUGCAUUGUUCCAUUGCCAUCUUCUCCCACAUUUUCUUAACCACCGUGUGUCGUGAGAUUUUAUCAAUAAUUUUCAUAAUUCUUCCACCCAGAGUGUCUUCUUAAAAGAUAAGAAAAAAUGUAAUUAAGAUUUUUCCGUUAAGUGAAGUUGAAACAUUCAAAGUUCUAACGCCGAGAAUUAGACAAGACAGCCAAAGAGUUUUGCAAUUUUAAAUAAAUCGCAAGAAACUUAGAAGAAAAGAAAAAUGGAUAGCUCCCUAAAUGAAGGAAUUUUCACCAAAAACACUGGAAAUGUUGCAAAGCCAAAGAAGUGGAGGAUCUACAAGAAGCCAAAGAUUAAGAAGACCUUCAUCAGUCGGGGACAACAGUAUGAGCCACUGGAAGCUGAAACUCCACCAGUUCGAAGAUCUUCAACAUCACUUAUCGAGGGUUCUGGAUGUGCGGCAAAAAUUGCGGGCUCACUUGAGAAUUUGCAAUCAAAUAAAUCAAAUUCAUGCGAAUCUAUUUUUGCGGAUCAUUCCAUGGGGGAAAGCAAUAAAAUCCACACCCACGUCGAUGGUGGUGGUCAGUGUGGGGCCAUCGUGCGGGACAAACCGCCGUUCCAGAGGCGAAAGGUCGUGCAUCUGCGGCGGUACAGAGAGAGUGCAAUUGAUGUGCCAGAGGACUUUGAAGAGGCUGCCUAUGCCAAGAGGGUAUCACUGCCAACGCCAAACAGGAGAAAUCGAUUGAAUCGACAGUGCAAGUCACAAGAAGAUUGGCCAAAAAUAGAUGAGGAAUCAACAGAGUGUGAGAUACACCAGAUUCCCCGUGAAGUUCGAGAGUCUUCCUCGCAUCCAUUUCAGGGCAGUUUCAAUGCUCAACUCAAUCGCUUAGGGUCUUCAGUGGAGAAUCUCUGUGCCAUGGGGAAUGUUAAGGCGAAGCAAGUGCUGGGACGUCGGGAUACCGUUGCACCAGCUACAAGUGUCCCAGAGUUGAGGGAAGCACCACCUGAGGAAGCAAAUUUUAUUCGUGUUAAAUCCCGCGAUGAACGGGAGAUUCUUCCGCUGCGUGAUGAUGAGAAAAGUGCCACAGCUCUGAGGAAUAAUAUUCAGAGGAACUCCAUCUCAUCGGAACUCUACUCCAGCACCGAACAUAGUAGCACAAUUGAUCUCAAUUCCAUCCUCCAUCGCAACAGUGAGUUCUUCAUCACAAAGAGCAGCAGCUCCAAGAACUUCCUGUACUCCAGUGUGGAUAAAUUGGAUCGAAUUGAGAGGAUCAACGAUACCUUGGCAACGGCUAAUGUUGAGAAACUCAACUUCAAUAAGAACACUUUCUUCCUCAAAAAAUUAAACAACACAGCUGUGGCUCCUGUUGAGGACUCCUCAGGUACCAAGACAUUCAACAAGGUCAAUCUGCGUCCCUUGAGGGAGAGUGGACAGAAUUGGGAUACCCUCAAAUCACGAUUUAGUGGAAGUUUUCAAAAUCUCUUUCGCCUAAAUGACUUAAAAGUGCGCAAGAGGUCCUCCAGUGAAGUGAAUUUAUCCUCAAAGCCCGUAAACAGGGAUCCAUCGUUGAGAUUCACAUUCUGCCCAUCGAUGCCAUUUGCAAAUAUUGGGAAGAAGCAAGAAAAUCCAUCUUCAUCAAAGGGAACCAUCCCAAGACCGUGGAAAAAAUAUCUCACUCUUGGGCUACUCAGGAAGAAAACUGGAGGAUCAAUAAUUCAAGACUUGGAUGGGGGUUUCUUUGAGAAAUUCGGCUCUCUUCUCCGCCAAAAAUCCAUCCAUGAUGAAGAGAAGAUGGUCACACCGCUUGCCCCACUGCCGGAGGUGGCAGAGGAGGCAGUGGCCUUGGAGGCGAGAUUCCUUGGGGAAGAGGGUGAGAAUGACAGCGGCAAUGAGACGCUCCAUGACACAGACAGUGAACCAGAAGAUGCCGAAGUGAAAUCUCUGGAAUUUGUUGAGGAUGCCGUGGGGUGGAAUUUGGAAGAGCUGUACGAGGAAAUUCUCUAUGAGACCCUCCACAAUAUUGGAGCAGAAAUUGAAACUAGUCAAACAUCGCUCUUUUCUUACAUUCAAGAUGCCUUCAAGAUUUCAGAAGCACGUCAUGAAGAACUUCUGGAAGCUGCCAAGACGAAAGAAGCUCCGGAAAUACGUUUGAAUGUUGAAGUGAUUGAAGCCAAAGAUUUAGUUCCCAAAGAUCCCAAUGGGCUGUCGGAUCCGUUCGUCACAAUGUAUCUCGCUACGGUGCCCACACAUCGCUACAAUACUUCCGUUAAGGCUGAAACGCUGAAUCCUCGUUGGGAGGAGCAUUUUUCAUUGCCAAUCACAGAUGAUGCCAAUGAGAAUAUUCUCGUUGUGGAGGUGUGGGAUUUCGAUCCAGCUGAGACUGUGCGCGAGAAGAUGAAUAAAAUCUUCGACGUGAAGGGUGUUCGUGGGCUGAGGAAGCUCAUGAAGGAAAUUGCUGUGACUGCAUCCAAUGGGAAGCACGACAACGAACUCAUUGGCAAAGCAAACAUCCCCCUGAAGAGUAUUCCAGCAUCAGGGCUAGUGCUGUGGUACAAUCUGGACAAGAAGAAUCGCCUGAAGAGUCGGGGACUCAUUAAAAUCCGACUGAGCUUCAGUUCUGAGAAGAACAACAGAGUUGCUGCGCAGGAGCACAGGCAUCUGUUGCGAAUCCUCCUCUUGCACGAGUUGGAAACAUCCAAAGUCGCCCCGUACUGGUGGUCAGGGAAGUUUACGGAUAAAGGUGAAUCAGUCCUGACACAGCACACAGCCCAGAGUGGACUUAGCCUCAUGGAUGUUUCCCUCGUUGAGUGGUCUGUCUAUGCGGGAAUCCACGUUGAGCACCCCCUGGCAUUUAGUCUAUUCGACAAACUCCUAGACCGUGUCAUUCGCCCCAUUCAGAGUGAAGCCAUUUCCGUGGAGGAGGUUAAACUCUUCUGGGAUGCCACAAAGAAACUCCUACCCUCGUGCUUUGCCAUCAUCCGGAAGUUACGAAAGAAAACAGCCGGAGACAAGAACUGCGUGAAGACUUUGAUGGAAGUACUCAACAUUCUGUCCAAGAUUGCAAUGCUGGAACCUCCGGAGGGGACAGACCUCUUCCCGGUGCAGCAGUACGGGUGGAUGAAGAAUAACACCGACAAGGCAAAUUGGGAUAUUCGAGGAGCUCUGAAGGAUGCUGUGAUGGCUGGAGCUGAUGACUGGUUCAACACAAUCAACGACGAUGCUGAAUGCCAACGAGGAACGGAUGAGGCGAAACUUCAGCACAUUAUUAAACUCAUCCAACUCAUCCGAUCGGAUUUACAGAGAGCCAUUGAGUACUACGACAAAGUCUUCCAAGAGACAAUGAAAUUCCACUACGCCAGAACCCUCUAUAGCUUCUACGAGAGCAAACUGGCGGAGUACGUGGAGCCAAUUGUGGAGGAAAUCUCAAAGAAUCUCAAGAGGAUUGACAUCCCAUCGGAUGAGACAGUUAAAUUGGAAACUCAUCAGGAGAUCAAUAUGGGGACGACUCUCUUUGAACUCUACUUGGUGUUGAAGAGAUUUGCAGUGCUGGGAACUGCCCUCGAUCCCGGUGAGACGAGCUACAAAAUUGCAAACUACCACAAUUGGUUUACAGCCGGCGUUACCCACUGGCUGGACAUUUCAGUCCUCAAAGCCCUCACGAGGAUUGAGAAGGCAAUUGAGCUGGAUCAGCUUGUCCCUGUAGAUGAUAGUGUCAAGUACAGCUCAUCCGCCGUGGACACAUUGGCUAUUUUCUAUCAAAUCAAAAUUUUCUGGCAGCAGCUCGCAUGGCCGGAUGUUGAGGGUGCCUACAUGUUUGUGGGGAAGAUUGUGGAUGACAUUUGCCGAUGCUGUGUCUUCUAUGCGGACAAGAUGAGUGAACGCGUUGAGGGUCUCGGAGAUUUCCAGAAUGUCUAUGAGAAGAAAUUCGAAGUGACGCGAGAAUGGUGCCUGGCCAUCAACAAUAUCGACUACAUCCGUCAGAGUCUCCCACCGUUCGUCAAGGAGCUGGGUGUGGAUGAGAUUGUAGCCCAAUUGGGUGACUGCCGCAGCCCCAUGGAGGCACAACGGUGCGCCGAGACGCUGAAGAAUGUCAUUGACAAUGCUGUGGACACGGAGAAGAAUAAAAUUCUCGAACUUGUGGAGACUGUUGCGAGAAAAAUGUCCCCCAUGAUGAGGCGUUUCCUCGCCGAAGGAGCUGAGCUUCUCCAUCAGGAUUCCAAUUCUCUCGACAGGCUCAUGAUGUACCUCGAGGAGUCCCUGAAGACACUCAACAUGGAGCUGAAUGAUGUGAAUUUCGAUCGGAUUCUCGAUGCCAUCUGGACGGAGCUCUCGAAUGUUCUCUACGAUCUCAUUCAGAGCAAUCUCGAUAAGCGACGCCCACCUUCGUUCUUCUCCAACUUGAGGGAUGCCCUGCAGAUGAUGAUUCAGAACUUCAAGUGCACCAAAAAGUGCGAAACAUCCGAUCGGGAUGUGUUGAAUAACAUUGAGCAGCUAUUGGAGCUGCAUGGCUUUGAGACGGCAGAUCUCAUUCAUCAGUAUUACCUGGACCGACUGAAGGAGCAGCAAGUGAUCAGGGAGACACCCUAUGGACAACUAACAGUCCGCUGCAUGUUUAAGAAUCUCGUCCUCGAGAUUGAAGUGAUGAACGCCCGGAAUUUACGCCCAAUGGAUACGAAUGGGUCAUGUGAUCCCUUCGUACGCAUUCACUUCCUCCCAGAGGAGAAAUUUGCCGGCAUUGUGAAACCACGAACGAAUUCUCAGAGUAAAACACUCUUCCCGCUUUUUGAUGAGAAAUUCGUCAUAUCACUGUCUCCUGAGCAGAAGGCAAUGAAGAAUGCAAUUAUAAUGUUCAGUGUGAAGGAUAAGGAUCUCUUUGGGAUGUCCAAUCAGUACAUUGCGGAGAGCUACCUUAGUUUUGGGGAGAUUGAGGAGGCUGGAAAUGUGGGUGGUGUACCUGAACAACUUCAUCUUCCACUUUCGCGACCCUUUAAUUUAGACACAGACUGCAUUCGUGCCUUGGAGUAUCGAAUUGGGGACAAGCAAGCAAAAGAAUUCCUCAAGAAACUCAAGCAGAAGAUCAACAAUCAAGCCUAGAAAUUAGCUAUGGGGGCCCUAAAAGGGGGUAAAAACUUCAUUUUCUCCAUUAAUUCUUCAUCAUUUUUUGCCACCCUCUGCGCAACUCGCCGCCAGUGAUUUGUAAAACUCAAAGAGAAUGUUUCAUUUUCUAAUUUAAGAUUUCUCAGAAAUUUAUUUUAUAAAAUAUUCAAAGAAUUUACAAAAAAAUAGAAAUACUAGAUGCUAAAAUAAAUAUAACUUAAAACCUA
Messenger RNA from Lutzomyia longipalpis, 5628 nucleotides. RefSeq names its product protein unc-13 homolog 4B (gene stac). The coding region runs from base 566 to 5398 and encodes 1610 amino acids. Lineage: Eukaryota; Metazoa; Arthropoda; Insecta; Diptera; Psychodidae. The transcript has 12 exons. The record is from RefSeq and is a predicted model, not a curated record.